Molecule: messenger RNA, 1314 nt
Organism: Psilocybe cubensis
Lineage: Eukaryota; Fungi; Basidiomycota; Agaricomycetes; Agaricales; Agrocybaceae
Exons: 3
Coding region: 1-1314 (437 amino acids)
Source: RefSeq, a predicted model, not a curated record
AUGUCACGGCACGAAGAAGUACUACAAAAGCUCAAUCCUAAUCUAGAUACAAGACUGUAUGGAGAGGAACUAAUGCGACAAGUCAGCAUAAAAACUGGCCCAGGAUCAGGCUACAAUAUGGAUAAAUACCUUGUUGGAAUACCUGCAGUACUCAACAACGGCGAUGUAUCUGAACUUUCUGCGCGAACUAAUUCAUGCAUCGCCCCCGCAGAAUAUAGGAAAUUAUACGAUAUUGUUUACAAGAUUGUCGAUGAAAUGGAGAAAAGAGAGAUCGAAUAUGAUGUCCUCCACGAAAGAUACGGGACACAAUCGCUGCAUUCUGCUCUACAAACCUUCUUCAUUCAAGUCGAGAAAGAGUUACUGCGUCUUGACAAGUUACUGAAAUUACAGAUGAAGAUCGUCACUGCUACUGCGUACUUCUGGGUCUGUGUAUCUGCAAAGUUCAAAACCAUACCAGAUACAAUGGUUUACAGCAAGCAACUGGACUUACACAUGAAAAACUUUGUUCAUCUACUCGAGCUUCUAAAUGAGAACUGCAGUGCUCUCAAGAAAUCAAUCGAGCGUAAAUUCAAGGGGAAAAUUCCGUCUCUCACAAUUGAUAGCAACGUUGCCGUCGCUUCAACACCUCGCCAAUCACCUCGGAAGAAUAUUAACGACAUAGUUGAAGAACCAAUGACUCCUUCCAAACGACAGACGCGUCAAAGCAAUUCAGACCUACAGGCUAUGCUUGCAACCUCCCCAAUAAAACGUGUAACCAUGCCUUCUCCCACCAAAAUCGCUCAGCCAUCACCAUUGCGUGGGCUUCCAGGGAAAAAGGUUCCCAUUCGCGAACUCCCCUCCAAAGAUAGUCCGAAGAAGAGAGCCGUCGAAAAAAAUGGCGCUGAUGACAUGGAUAUAAAUUCUCCAGCAAUCACCGAGUCACCCUCGAAGAAGAGAAAGGUAGAGUCGCCUAUCAAGGCCAUCGCAGAAUUUUCUUCUGUCGUCGCUUCUCCAAGCACACGGAAGACCUCAGUGGUGCCCGAGGUUCUGAUUACAUCUGUAAAAAAGAACGUCGUGGAUACCACGCAUGCUUCUGCUUUGCGCUCAAGUCCACGAAAACAAGAGGUAGUUGUCGAAAGCGAAUCGUCAUCUGAUGAAAGUGAACCCGAAAUGAAUUCAUCGAGGCGGCGUUUCCGACCUGUAUAUCUAGAUCUCAAGCAGUGGAACGCCCGAGAUCCGCGACUCGAUAGGAUAUGGAAGAAAGCAGGCAAGCAAUGCAGAAAGCUUGCAGCGGCUGGGCCACCCGGAGAGUCGGACAGCAUGGAGAUUGACUGA